UAUACGAUUGAGAGGGUGCAUGUUGUUUUGACGCUGUGUCAAUCGAUCGGCAUAUCGAAGGUCAAUCCAAUACUCCAACUAAUAAAUUUUAAGACAGUAAAUACCUACGAAAUAGGCAUUUGUUUUAACAAGCGAAGCUGUUAGGAAAGGUUUGUGUCUAGCUUAUUCAGAAUUUAAAUUCCGAUAGUCACUCAUACUUUUUCAAAUAAGAUGGAUUCUACGUUUUUGUUGAAAUUUCUGUGGAUAUUCUUCACUUUCAUCUCUGUGCGUGGAAGUAGGCUUGAAAUGAGCUUGAACAAUGAUGAAGUGCCUCGAGGUGAAACAGCCUCCAUGAUUCACACUAAUGAAGAAGUUCCAGGACAGGGGAUUAUUAUCAAACCUCCAAAACCUUUAGAACUAAUGUGUAACACAACUGAAGACUUGACUUUAGUUGUAACUUGGUACAAGGAUGGAUCCAUUUUGGAUAGUGACGAUGAUGAUAGGAUCAAGAUUUUCUCAGAAAACAACUCCAUGAUUGUGAAAACAACUACUGAAAAUGAUACUGGAGAAUACACAUGUAUUGUGACAGCCGCCAAUAUUAAUGCUACUAUAAUAGUUCGCACUCGUACAGAGUUUGUAGAAGUAUUUCAUAGUUCAUUGAACCUUCUUCAGGGAGACAAGUUAGUCUUACCAUGUAAUGUGAAAGGAAUCCCAGCACCAAUAGUCACUUGGUUGAAAGAUGGGAAUUCUCUGAAUACUUCAGACGUACGUAUUAAGUUUGAAGCUAAUGACAGAGGAGUUCCUAAUGCCAAACUUAUCAUAGAACAAUUGGACUAUGAUGAUCGAGCUCACUACACCUGUGAAGCAACGAAUGGAGUGAACAAUGUUACAACCACCAUCCUGGUCAGAGUUAAAGACAAGCUUGGAGCACUUUGGCCAUUUUUGGGAAUUUGUGCAGAGGUGGCUGUUUUAUGUGCUAUCAUCUUUGUAUAUGAAAAGAAGCGCGAAAGAUUGGAAUUCAACGAGUCAGAUACAGACCAAAAUAUUGAGAACAAAAACCUUCCUGACCACGGAGAAGGCAAGGAAAUACGUCAGCGAAAGUAAGGUUUACAGAUAGACAUCUUCUGAAAUUCCUUUCCUGUAACCAUACCUUAGGCAGCUCAUCUUUUUAUUUGUAAAAACAAGUUAGAUUGUUUCACAUAUAGUGUAUAGUUAAAAUCACUUAUAUUCCCUUUUUUGUAGUGUAUUUAUUUUAUAUUUAAUAUUUCCAUUUUAGUUUAAGAGAUCUCUAAAUAUAAACUGGACCAAUGUUUUCCCUUUCCUAGGGGCACUGAGCUAGAUUUAGAAAAAGUGUACUGAACGUGAUAUUUAAUGUGACAAUUGUAAAUGUAUCAAAUGUUAUUCUACUUUAUUAUUAUGAAACUUCACUGUAUCUUAAGAAGAACUGUGUUACUUUGUGGAAAACAAGUUUCAAGAAUUAUAGUACAAAAGCCUUGUAUUCAUGAGUAGUUUGGAUGUCAACUACAGUGUGUGUAAAUAGAAAUGUGAAGAUUUCUCAUGUCUGCAUUGUGUAAUGAAAUAAAAAAUCUCCGUAAAGAACUGAUCUAUAUGAUAGUAGUUAUAUGAAGAAUUUUAUUAUUUACUGUCUUACUAGAUUUUUAAAAAAAUGUGACAUAUUUAAGGAGUAAAGAAUCCAUGAGUAAUUUAGUUAUAAUAGUAAUAAAGGAGCACACACAUACACACAAGAUGAGUGUCGAAAUACAUUAAAACUUUUUAUGACACUUAUCUACUUAAGUGUUCAAGAAAUGGACGAUGUCUGUGUAAAAACCAAAUACAAGUAAAAUAGGUAAUUAUAGAAAAUUUCUU
Molecule: messenger RNA, 1845 nt
Organism: Limulus polyphemus (Atlantic horseshoe crab)
Lineage: Eukaryota; Metazoa; Arthropoda; Merostomata; Xiphosura; Limulidae
Product: neuroplastin-like
Exons: 7
Coding region: 211-1083 (290 amino acids)
Biological process (GO): homophilic cell-cell adhesion; axon guidance; dendrite self-avoidance
Cellular component (GO): plasma membrane; axon
Molecular function (GO): cell-cell adhesion mediator activity
Source: RefSeq, a predicted model, not a curated record